CCAUAAUCAGGUGAACACUUUUGCUUCUGAAACGUAAGCACACAGGUUUCGGUUGUCAGAUGCAAUAAAUAAGCUGCAAGUCUCCUCAGGUUCUUUACUUAUUGACUGACGAAGACCUGAAGACAUGGCUCCAACACUGUUUGACCAUGGAGCAAAGCCCGGGGACCUGAUCGAGAUCUUCCGUGGGACAUAUGAGCACUGGGCUGUCUACAUCGGUGGAAAUGAAGUUGUUCAUUUGAUUCCUCCAAGUGAAGAUUCGGGCCCUUUUGAUAGCCUGUUAAUGCUCCUGGACAGCAGCAGAGCCCAGGUGAGGCGUCAGAAGAUCUGGGAAGUGGUCGGUCCCCACCGUUUUGAAAUCAACAACCUCCUAGAUCACAAGUACGAGCCUCGACAACGCUGCGACAUCGUGAGGGAUGCCUGUACGCUGGUGAGCCAGGAGCUGCCGUACAAUGCCGCCACUAACAACUGUGAGCACUUUGUCACCAAGCUACGAUACGGCGAGUCAGAGUCUCUACAGGUUAACAGAGCAGCUGUGAUUGGAGGCGCUGCUGUAGUGGGCGUUGGUAUUGUAGCUUUGGGUGCCGCUCUGUUUGCCUCCUUGCUCAAAGAUGAUGAUGACAACAAAAGGAGACAUCAUAAGUGACAGCAAUGAGACAGAAAGAUGAAAGGAAAGAUGCUGCAAUUCACCUGGCAAUGAUUUUGAAUCAAACUGUGUGAAUAAACUAGAGAGAAAGUUGUCUUUGUUAGUGUUGCUUUGUCAACACACACAAAAAAAUUCAACCUUAGAAAAGAUAGAGCAAG
Messenger RNA from Anoplopoma fimbria (sablefish), 801 nucleotides. RefSeq names its product phospholipase A and acyltransferase 4-like. Gene Ontology annotation, molecular function: glycerophospholipid phospholipase A1 activity; A2-type glycerophospholipase activity. The transcript is spliced from 4 exons. Gene Ontology annotation, biological process: N-acylphosphatidylethanolamine metabolic process. The record is from RefSeq and is a predicted model, not a curated record. Bases 125 to 643 code for a protein of 172 amino acids. NCBI's taxonomy places the organism in Eukaryota, Metazoa, Chordata, Actinopteri, Perciformes, Anoplopomatidae. Gene Ontology annotation, cellular component: cytoplasm.